This is a messenger RNA of Scleropages formosus (Asian bonytongue), 3697 nucleotides long. It is a transcript of the gene sh2d3cb, whose product is annotated as SH2 domain containing 3Cb. Lineage: Eukaryota; Metazoa; Chordata; Actinopteri; Osteoglossiformes; Osteoglossidae. The transcript has 12 exons. Gene Ontology annotation, molecular function: guanyl-nucleotide exchange factor activity. The record is from RefSeq and is a predicted model, not a curated record. Gene Ontology annotation, biological process: small GTPase-mediated signal transduction; positive regulation of peptidyl-serine phosphorylation. The coding region runs from base 61 to 2574 and encodes 837 amino acids.
AGGAGCAUCGUGUGAGGGUGGCGCAAAGACACUGGAAAACAUCCAUCCAGGUGGGACACCAUGAAGAAGCAGAAAUUCAAUUUUAAAUGGUUUGGGAAUAUAACCAACCUGUCACGCAGCAGGUCAUCAGACAAAGCAAACAGCAAAGUUGUCCCAAAGCAUCAUGGGAGUCUCAGCGAGGCCCCACUUGGGGAAAGAUCCACCGAUGCCAUGGAGGUUGACCCACGAGGCCUUGUCCUCGCCAGCUCCAGGGACACGUCCUCCCACCUGGUCACGCUGCCGCGCCGCUCACUCAAACAGAAGGGCAAGAGGGGCUCGAAGAAGGCCACCGAUGAAGAUGAGCUCCAGAGGCAGCAGGGGGGGGACUACGUGCGGGACUCUCCCCUGCUGAGCGCUCUGUCCAACGGCCACGUGAUUGGCCCGGAUGGCGUCCUCGUCGACCCUUCUGGAGGAAAACGACUCGCGGGCGAGGCCAGCGGCGCAGGUCCUGAUGCCAAAACGAAAUCAGCAGCGCUAAAGAGUGAAAAGCCCACCUCGUCAGCGCAGCACUCCCCCCCUGCUCACUGCAAAGAAUCAUGGGUUUCUGAACAGCCCGGGACACAGACGACCCCCCAACAAAAGUGCGACCCCACAUCCCAGGUCACGGUGGCAAUACGUUCAUCGCCACCACAGACGCCAAAGCAGGACCCUAAGCAGCAUGAAGGUCCAGUGGAAGGAAGCGAGGAUGCAGAGCCACUUGGCAGCCUCAUGAACUCAAUGGACAGCAGGGGGGAGUAUGUGAAGUUCUCCAAGGAGAAGUACCAAGUAGAUGGCCAUGCUGAGAGACUGGAAGAAGAGUUAGAAGAGGAGCUAAAGCUGAACAGCGGCAACAUAAGAGGCCAAGGCUGGUAUCAUGGCCACAUAUCCCGUGAGGUGUCAGAGAAGCUUGUCAUGCGGAAUGGGGACUUCCUGAUACGGGACUCACUCACCAGUGUGGGGGACUAUGUACUGACCAGCCGAUGGAAUAACAAGGUUCUUCACUUUGUAAUUGGAAAAGUUCUGGUUGGAACUCAGGACCCAAACCCUCAGUUUCAGUACUUUUUGGGAAGGGAGAGCUUCAGUUCUGUUGCAGCUCUUGUUCACUUCUAUGCUGGAACUCGCCAGCCAGUGUCUUUAGAGAGUGGUGCUCAGAUCUACAGUCCCAUCAACCGGACCCUUCCCUUACACUACCUGGAGGCUGACUUUACUAUGGUCCAGGAGAAGCAAGACUCAACCCACUCUCCAUCAGGCUUAAGGGAAACAUGUAUGGAGUGGCAAAGUAUCACCAUGGCAAAUAGGCUGGCAAUUCAAAGCCAAGAACUCCACAACCCUUUGUCACCUGUCAGAGAUGCACUCCUUUCACCACCAUACACCUCUAGCACCCACCACAGAAGCCCAUCUGUUGGUAAGUUACUGGGUGUAGUUCCACCCUCUCCUGCCACACAUCGAUCCAGUGAUCCAUAUACCUCCUCAAACCAGAACAAUCUUCACCCAGAGGCUUGCAGGUUCUGCCCCCCCUCCGCAUGUGCCCCACCCAGCAAGGGCUAUGUGGGACAUCUACAUGUAAAGAGAAAAAAAGAGGAGAGGAGUCAUGUCUUCAAUGCCCCCCCAGUGGAGAUGAGCUCCUCUUUUAGACCAGGCCAAUACCAGUCACCACUGAUGCCAAGCGAGAACAAGCCCCUGGAGGUUGGCAUCCUAAAGAGGGUGAAAGAACUGCUCACUGAGGUGGAUGCUAGGACUGCGGCCCAGCACCUCACUAUGGCAGACUGCAUGGUUGCAAGAAUGCUGGAUUUUUCCACUGAGAUGCAGAACAUGAUGGCUGUGGACUCCGGUCUGGAGUUGUUGACACUUCCACAUGGACAGCAGCUGCGUCUGGACCUGCUGGAAAGGUUCCAUACCAUGUCCAUCAUGAUUGCAGCAGAGCUUCUGGGCUGUACUGGCAGCAGGGAAGAGAGGGCUGCUCUCCUCCACAAGACCAUCUUGCUGGCUGCUGAGCUCAAGAGCAGCAUGGGUAACAUGUUUGGCUUUGCUGCCGUCAUGAGAGCACUGGCGCUGCCACAGAUUUCACGUUUAGAGCAGAUGUGGAUGAUUUUACGGCAGAGACACACAGAGGCUGCCAUCCUCUAUGAGAAGAAACUGAAGCCUUACCUCAAGACCAUUAAUGCUGAGGGCUGCGUGCUGCCGGAUACCACUUUCCCUCAUGUGGUCCCACUGCUGUUGCUGCUGGAGAGCAGUGUGGACAUGGGAGAUGGUGUGGAGCUUUGGGAUAAAGUGGACAUGGAGGUGGAUGUUGUGAUGAAUCAUCUGGAAGUGGCACGUGCCAUAGCACAUGAGGGAGAAAAGUACUGCAGCAAUGUACAGACUAAACUACAGGAGUUCCAGGAGCGUCCGGAGGUGCUCGAAGUUUUCCUCACCGAGUUCCAGAUGCGGCUGCUGUGGGGUAGCAGGGGGUCUGAGGCAAGCCAGGCGGAACGCUACCAGAAAUUCGACAGGGUCCUGACAGCUCUGUCCAACAAGCUGGAGCCCUAUAGUGGACACAGUGUGGAACGAACGUGAUAGGGCCCUGCGUCAGGGAAGAAGAUGGGCUGGAAGCAAUCGGACGUCUCGACGUGCCUCCCCAAACGGGGCGAAGGAGUGUGGCCAUUGUUUCACGGGGCAUCUGAUAGCCAUGUGCAGACCAGGUGCGAAAUGUGCGGAAAAGUCAGCCCAGAAUGUUGAAUGACAGUGUGUAAGAUUGUGAGCCGUCAGUGAGAGGAGUCGUAUUUACGGAGAAUGACUGGUUAAUGUCGCCUCGCGGCUGUCGCAUACUGCUGCACUGUCGAUUUCUUCUCUCCCGCCGUUAAGCUGGCGAUGUGAAAAACAAGACUGAGCACAAUGGUAAUCCAUGGUGAGGUUAGAAAAAUAUAUUCAUGCUUGCCCCUAUAGCCUGGAGUACUCCUAACUCCCAACCCCAUGAACUGUUCUUUUUAAAUUCAGCUUCUGCACUUUUAUGUUUAAAAAAAUCCCAGUCUAUUUUACUGCUGCUAAUGAUUUGUUUUUUUUAGAUGUUGUUUUGCCACGGGGUCAGGUAUGAAAGCCACAUGAAUGUGGUAAAUGCACAAGCAGUGCAGAUCUCAGGUGUGAAUGCUCCUUCAGUCAGCUCACAGAGCCAGUUUUUUUUUUACCCUAUUACAGUUUAUCUUUGCUAGAGUGCUCUGGUGGCUGGGGAGCGACCCCUGAUGAGCCCACAGCAUCCAAGAGCGCUGGAUGUGAGCCUAUCUGCUCAAUGUCUUCCAGCCGCUUGGGCAACCAGAGGUGAACCCAGGGAACCGGACUGAACCGGUGCCAGUUUGGCCGAUCCCUGCUGACCUCUGUCUGCUGUGUGCUUUUGUUUCGUCGUUUUGGCUUCUUCCAGUCAGGUCCAGAGGCAGUAACUCCAGGUAAAAUAGUGGUAGGAAACUGCUGUGACUUGCUGCGUCCGUAAAACAGGAUGCUGGACAAGAGACAAUGGAUCCUGGUGCAGUGAAGCUCCCAAAAAGACUCGAUAUGAACUGUAAAACCAGAAUUUUCUACAGCCGUCCACCCUAAAAACAAACAAUCAAACUGUUCUGCAUAACAGAUUUCUCUGUUUUGCAGAAAAUUGCAGAAUGUUCCCUGUUUGUUUUUUUGUAUGUCAUGAAAGAAAAAUUCCCAUUGUAAC